AUGGCCACCAGGAAGCGAUCUGCUGGAAAUGCGACGGAGGAAAGUGCAAAACCACCUCCCAAAAAACCUGCUUGUGAGGAUAGUUCUGAAAAGAAGCAAAAGAAUGAUAAAAUCAAGAAGGAUAAGAAGAAGAAGAAGGGAAAAAGGAAGUCACAUAAAAAGAAAAUUAUUAAACUCACCGCAGAUGUUAUGAGAGUCUCUCGAAACUACGAAAGAGAUCAAAUACGAAUGGUUCUUCAAGAAUCUGAAGGUUCUCCUCUGAUCCUAGCCAUCUGUAGCUAUGAAUGUGGAAGAAGUGUCAAGUUCGGUGAUAAAAUACAGAUUGAGGCGGAAGUGAAGAAAAAAAAUGAUUCGAACGUUGCUACCGAAAUUCAGUUUGAUAAGAUUCUGAAAAACGACAACAACGGUGCCAGGAAACACAUCUCUCGACAUUCAAUUUCUUGUCCACCAUUUUGCAACAAGCCAAGAUUUAUCCAUGAGCUAUCGGAUCUGGAAAUCAAAAAAACUGUUUUACAAGUCAAUGUUCUAGAUUUGAAUUUAGAAAUUUAUACAGGAUGUGUCAAUUGUAAGCAUGCAAUCACUCCAGAAACUGGCAAGAUUCAGUGCUCCGAGUGUAGAGAAUCAAAAACGAAGACAAUGGUUUUUGGAAGGAUGCGAGUCAUGGACUUCUCUGGACAAAUAUACGUCAAUGUGAAAACGAAAACGAUGCAAAAGUUUUUAGAUAUGUUUGGAUAUGAUGACGUUGAUCAGUGGAUCCAAUUUAAAGAACCACAUGAACGUGCGAACUAUGUCUUCCAAGCGCUGAUGAUCGAAAUUGAAAAGGAUUUGUCAAAUGAAUGGGAAUGCACUGAUGUUGCAGAAAUGAACUGGCGGGCUUACGCGGAUUAUUUGAAGGAAAAGGAGGAGAAACAACUACGACGAGCUGAAAAGAAGAUGAAACAAUUGUCGAACCAAAACGAUUCACAAUAG
Messenger RNA from Caenorhabditis briggsae, 969 nucleotides. It is a transcript of the gene Cbr-brc-2, whose product is annotated as Protein CBR-BRC-2. The record is from RefSeq and is a predicted model, not a curated record. The transcript is spliced from 8 exons. NCBI's taxonomy places the organism in Eukaryota, Metazoa, Nematoda, Chromadorea, Rhabditida, Rhabditidae. Bases 1 to 969 code for a protein of 322 amino acids.